AUGCAAAACAGCAAACAGACUCACUCUCUCAUUGGGAGCAAGAGUCCUCAUAGAUCAGGGUUCAGAGGGAUCAAUUCCGGACACACAAGAGGAUCAGUAUCAGUCACCCUUCAGGCAAUCGACGGGUCUCAGCAAGUGAACAUCAACGCCCCCAUUUUAAGGAAACUCACAGCAAUCCUCCCGUCUUUCUCCUGUGAGUCAGCGAACGUUGGCUCACUGGAAAAUUUACAGUUAGCAGACCAGCAGUAUCUCCAACCUGGCCCCAUAGAUAUUAUUAUUGGAUCUGACAACUAUGGGCGGAUCAUACUGAAUGAAGUUGUCAAAUCCAAGCAGUCAAGAGUCGUUGGCCAACGCACAGUCUUUGGUUGGAUCCUAUCUGGACCAAUCAAUUGCACCAGUCGCUCCGCGAGGAUUUCUCUAGCAGCUGUACGAGAAUCUUCAAAGGAACGAUUAUUAGAGCUCCUACAACAGUUCUGGGUCCAGGAAGAGCUACCAGUCCAACGUUCAGAAAAUUCAGAGCUAUCUCCAGACGAAAUGGAGUGUGAGAGACACUUCACUUCCACGCACAGCAGAGACUCAACAGGGCGCUAUAUAGUAAAGCUCCCCUUGAAAACAGCAGCAGCAGCGCUGGGAGAGUCGAGGUUUAAGGCCUCUCGCCAGCUCAGAUCAACGGUCAGCAAGCUCAACGGAAAUUCAGCAUAUGCCCAGCUCUACAAGGAGUUCAUCAAUGAGUACGAAGCAAUGGGGCAUAUGAGGCGUGCUCCAGACUCUCCAGAACCCUCUCCAGUCUAUUAUCUUCCGCACCAUGGGGUCUUGAGAGAGGAUGCCAUCACCACCAAGCUGAGAGUCGUCUUUAACGGCUCCAGCCCCAGCUCAGCAGGUAUGUCAUUAAACGAUAUUUUACAUCCUGGUGGAAAAUUACAGGUCAAUGCCAUGGAUGUGCUGACAUGGAUGAGGAAACACCGGCUCGUGUUUGGCACUGACAUAGUCAAGAUGUUCAGGCAGAUACGAGUUCACCAAGACGACUGGGAUCUUCAGAGGAUUCUGUGGUCUGAAUCUAACCAACAGAUAGCCUUCCAACUAACCACAGUCACCUACGGUCUCAACUGUUCACCGUGGCUGUCCCUUCGAGUUCUGCAACAGCUAGCGGAAGACGAAGGUCAUCGCUUCCCUAAGGCCGUCGAGACAAUCACCAGGGGUCGAUACGUCGACGACAUCUACGGCGGCGCAGAAUCAGCAGAAGAACUUAAAGAGAUAGUCUGGCAGUUACAGGGACUCUGUCACGCAGGAGGCUUCCCUCUCCAGAAAUGGAGCAGCAAUUGCCCACAGCUAUUGCAUGAGCUCGGACUAUCAACAGAGGAAGAAGUUAUCCAGUUUGAAGAAUCAGUCGCCAAGGUACUUGGGCUGUGUUGGCAUCAGUCGUCCGACACAUUCAAGUACAAAGCCAGGAAAUUCAAAGGCACGACGAUCACCAAGAGAAUCGUGUCCUCAGAGAUAGCCCAGAUAUUUGAUCCUCUGGGCUUCAUGGCACCCGUCGUCAUCCAGGGGAAAAUUCUCCUUCAAGAUUUGUGGAAACUCAAAUGCGGUUGGGAUGAUUCCCUUCCCUCAGAGUAUACUCAACGUUGGGAGUCAUUUCGCAGCCAGCUCAACGACUUAGAUAAAGUAGACGUACCCAGAUGGCUCAAGCUCUCCUCCCAGACAACCAACAUUCAGCUACAUGGCUUCGCAGACGCUUCAACCGUAGCCAUGAGUGCGGUAGUGUACAUCCGUACUGAGAAUCCCAACGAGCCAACUUCAACAGUCUUGGUCUGUGCGAAGACCAAGGUAGCACCGAUUAAGCGCAUGACUGUUCCUCGAUUGGAGCUUACAGCAGCGCUCCUGCUAAGUCAACUAGUCGCAUCAACUCAGCAGAUGCUGCAGCUAAACCAAGUAGAAACUCAUCUUUGGUCGGACUCUUCAGUGACACUAGCCUGGAUAAGAAGCUACGCCUUCAGGUGGAAGGAUUUCGUCCACAACAGAGUGGUAAAAAUUCAGGAAACUCUCCCAGAUGCUACUUGGAGACGCGUCAGUGGAAAGGAGAACCCUGCCGACUGUGCCUCCAGGGGCAUAUCUCCAAGCCAGUUGUCGCGUCAUCAACUCUGGUGGACAGGGCCUGAAUGGCUAAGCCAGGACCCUGAAGAAUGGCCACAAUCAACAAUUGAUGCACUACCAAUGGACAUCCCACAAGUGGCCAAGGAAGCGAAGCCAGUAACAGCUCACCCAGUUGCACCUAGGAUCAAUGAGAUCGCAGAAGUUCUCACCAGGUACAACACAAUGGCCAGACUACUCGCAGUAACAUCAACAAUAAACAGAGCAAUUAACCGGUUCAGGCGGCUACCCACGCCCCCGGGACCAGUCUUAUCACCUCAGGAACUCAAUGAAGCAAGAUUAUUUUGGGUAAAAAUAACUCAGAAUCAGUACUUCGGAUCAGCUCUUCGGGUCCUCGCAAGAAACGGGCAGCUACCCAGGAAUGAUCAACUAGCAAGCUUCACCCCAACUCUCGAUCAACUAGGCAUCAUGAGACUUGGAGGACGCCUUAAAAAUGCAGACUUGCACCCAGAAGAAAUUCACCCAAUAAUCUUGCCUCGCCAGUCCAGAUUCACCACACUGGUCAUACAAGAAGCUCACCACAGAACUCUCCACGGAGGGACACAACUCACCUUGGCAUCCACACGCCAAAGGUAUUGGAUAAUUGGCGGAAGAGGCACAGUCAGGGCUUACAUCCUGCGCUGCGCCAUUUGCGCCAGACACAGAGCCAGACAAGCUCAACAACAGAUGGGUCAACUGCCAGCAACAAGAGUCUCACCAGCAAGGACAUUUCUCCACACGGGGGUGGACUAUGCUGGUCCAUUCCCCAUCCUCAAGUGGAGACCAACAAAUGCUCCACCAGGAUCAGUGCACAUUGCAGUUUUCGUGUGCUUCACGACGUCAGCCGUUCACCUAGAAGUCGUAUCCAAACAAACCACCGAGGCGUUCAUCGGAGCCUACAAGAGAUUCACCGGCAGACGGGGUAUUCCAGCCAUGAUGUACAGUGACAAUGCCUCCACAUUCACCUGCGCAGCAGAUCACCUACAAAGGCUCUAUCACCAAGCUUCUAGAGAAAAUCUUCAAAUUCAAGCUGCUCUCGCCACAAAUGGGACUCAAUGGAGUUUCUCACCACCUAGAGCACCCCAUUUUGGUGGCAAGUGGGACGCAGCAGUGAAAUCACCAAAAUAUCAUCUCAAGAGAGUAUUGGGGAAGACGUUGGUAACGUUUGAGGAACUCAACACCACACUCAUUCAAAUCGAGGCCUGCCUCAACUCCAGGCCUAUCUCACCGAUGUCAGAUGAUCCAGAAGAUCUACAGGCCCUCACCCCAGGACAUUUCCUGAUCGGCGAACCUCUCCAGGUGAUACCAGAGUCAUCCUAUGUCGACAGGAAUCCGAUCAAAAUAGGAAGAUGGAAUCUGGUGACCCAGUUAAUUCAACAGUUUUGGACCAGGUGGUCCAAGGAGUGUCUCCAGCGAUACCAGUCGAUCUACAAGUGGAAGACACGUCACCAAAACAUAAAGGUUGGCGAUAUGGUGCUGAUGGUUGACCAGAAUUGUCCACCAGCUCAGUGGCCAAUCGCCAGAGUUAUUGCAACUAAACCAGGAGCAGAUGGGCUUACCAGAGUUGCUACAGUCAGAUUCAACAAGGUAGAGGUCGGUAGACAUCGAGAUGGGACACCGAACCAUGAGAAUAUCACAGCGAGCCCAUUGGAGCUUGACAGACCUAUCACCAAACUCUGUUUGCUCCCUACGGACCCACCAACACCAGAACCACUUCCAGAAGACGAUCAGCUAGAUGAAGACGAAGAAGAAGACCAGCAGAGCGAGCACCAGUAA
Messenger RNA from Diachasmimorpha longicaudata, 3903 nucleotides. RefSeq lists its product as uncharacterized. Gene Ontology annotation, molecular function: nucleic acid binding. The coding region runs from base 1 to 3903 and encodes 1300 amino acids. NCBI's taxonomy places the organism in Eukaryota, Metazoa, Arthropoda, Insecta, Hymenoptera, Braconidae. The record is from RefSeq and is a predicted model, not a curated record. Gene Ontology annotation, biological process: DNA integration. The transcript has 2 exons.